AUGGAUCUAUAUGGUAUCGCUGGAAAACAAAAUUUCGAAAAAAUAACCUCUAGAAAUUAUCAGAAAGCUUUCGAUGAAACCGGUGAAGCUACAUCAAGGAAGAAGUUACACACUGAUAUUCAAGCAUUAAUAAAUUAUCUCGAAAGACAAAAUAAUAUCAUUCCAACGUUUAUUCAAGGAUAUUUCAAAAGUGACAAAAUUUCUCAAGAGCUUAUUCAAGCAGUACUAAAAUUUCGUGACAAUGUUAGUACGGAGAAAGAUGAUAAGCGUGAAUCACAGGACUACUCCGUAUCUUCUGUAUCUAAGAAUCCGAGCUCACAGCUCACUUCCUUUCGUAAUACAAGCGAUAUCGAAGUGAGACUCGAAAGUGGGUUCUCUCAUCUGGAACGUGCGUUGAGGACACUUUUCGAACAUUGCAAGCAACUGCCAGCUGAAUCACUUUUACAUGCAUGGGUUAUUGACUUGGAUGAUCGGGAAGCAGGGAUGAGAAUCGAGUUCGAGUUAGGACGGACGAAUCUAGUGCAACACCAAAUCGAUACCGGCGAUAAGAGACCAAUCCGACAAAAAGCUUAUCGAGCAACUCUGCCGGACCAAGAAUUCAUCCACGACGAAGUACAACGAAUGCUGAACGCCGGAAUCAUACGACGAUCUAACAGCCCCCUGUCGUAA
Ambispora gerdemannii is the source of this 669-nucleotide messenger RNA. The record is from the annotation of a GenBank genome assembly. Lineage: Eukaryota; Fungi; Glomeromycota; Glomeromycetes; Archaeosporales; Ambisporaceae.